Messenger RNA from Hyla sarda, 4454 nucleotides. RefSeq names its product transmembrane protein 154 (gene TMEM154). Bases 439 to 870 code for a protein of 143 amino acids. The record is from RefSeq and is a predicted model, not a curated record. NCBI's taxonomy places the organism in Eukaryota, Metazoa, Chordata, Amphibia, Anura, Hylidae. The transcript has 7 exons.
AGUAGGCUGCACCUAUAAACCGUAGAAUACACAUAAAUGAUCGGUCUUUACAAGAAGUGUGACACUGACCCUUGAGAUAGAACUACGUCAUUGACAAUUCCCCAUGUGAAAAGGAGCAGUAAAGCAAGUGUGCCGUGACAUGCUAAGGAUCCAAAAGUGUCACCAAGACAAAGAAAUACCGUAAAUGCCAUAACAAAGCCUAAAGUAUUUAUUAGCAGCCUGUCUUCCAGGUGCUGGUAUGAAACUUUUUCUUCGGCAAGUAGCUGUUUCAACAAGCCCAGGCUGAGUUACAUCACUUCCUAAGCACACACUUGAAUAUAUCUCCUAAGCUCUGAUGAGAAAAAGUUCACAGAUAAAUUGAAAGGAAACAGGAAAUGUUAAAGUCCUUUGAGAAAGAGUGAAGAAAAAUAGAAAAAAGCAGAGAAGAUCAGAGGCCAGAUGGCUGAGACUACUGAAGAAGAGCCCAUAACAACCAGCCAGACAACCCCCAUAUUAACUACUCAAGAAGACCAGACUUUAUCCUUUGUCACAUUUAACGCCUUCAAUGGAACAGAUGAUGAAAUCACAGAAUCACCUGAUGUUUUUGGUUCAGAUUUAAUCUCUAUCCUGAUAUAUGCCACUCCUGCCAUCAUUCUGAUUUUGCUGAUACCCAUCAUUAUUUUAAUUGUACGGCGCAAAAGACGAAAAAAACAGCAAGAAGAUGUGCCAAUUGAUGAAGAUGUAAAAAGUCCUAUCUUUGAAGAGGACACUCCAUCAGUAAUGGAAAUUGAGAUGGAUGAUCUUGACAAAUGGAUGAGCAAUAUGAAGAACAGCUGUCGCUUGUCUACCCUUGAAGAAGAGAACAAAGUUCACACAAGUACGGAGACCUGAUACCUAUUCAUGAAGCUUAUUCUUCAUCUCUCAGUGCUGAAAAUGGAUGUUAUAUCAAUAUAUCAAAAUUUUAAAGUUUUUCAAGGUUUUUUAUUAUUUUUUUAUACAUUUUUGAAAUAUUUUUUUUUACAAAUAAGGCCACAUGAAGCGCAACAAUGAUUAAGAUAAUAGACUGGUAACCUCAACCACAGCUGUAUGCAAGAAAUGAAGACUUCAGUUCUACAUGGAAAACUGACACCAGUCCAGCUAGAAGGUUCAUCAAGAUAUGUCUCUAGAAACAUUUCAUAUAUCAUGAGCUGUCAUAUAUCAUAAGUUUAUGAAAAAUGAAUAAGAGAGUUCAGAAAUCACUAUACACCAUAAUCUGCUAGGGAUUAUAUGGAUGUCAGGACAAAAUGAUAAAUAGUGUUUAAUAGCCAGGGCAUACCUUUACUUCCAGCUACAGAUCAUUAAUCCAUUCCUCUGGAUCACUGUGGGUGACAGGAGAUUGACUUCUGUUAGAAAUUGUCUACUCUUGCCACAGGCCACAUACUUUAAUGAUACAGUCUCUUGUCCUCUGUAUAUAAAUCCUGCAUACAGGUGCGUAACUAGAGUCCUAUGGGCCUUAGGGCAAAUUCUGGACCCGGGCCUCCUUCCUCACUGGCUUGCUGCUCAAUUGCUCUGGCCCAUUGGCAUUGCUAUGGCCUAUAAAUACACCUUAACUAUAAGAUAAUUUUGUAUGUAGGAUAAAAACUGUAUAUAUUUGUUUCCACAACAUUAUCAGGGUAUAUAGAUACUACAGACCUACUACAUUAUCGGCAUGACCAUGUAAAAGAAAACUAAAAGUAUGAAGAUAAAUAAAUAAGAAAAAGGAUGGACUGUUCAUAUAAUUAACCUGUCUGCAGUAUCUAUAUACCCUGAUAACAUUGUGGAAAAAGGUAUUUGGUUUCGGGGUCCAUAGAGCCUAACUGUCAGAGGUAUCUGUUUAUAUGGAUUUAAAGUAAAUGUGCGCAUAUGUUAACUAUGAUGGACUAAGGAUAAUACUGUAUAUAUCUAAAUAAUAGUUCUAUAGCUACCAAAUAAUAUCAUCAUUAUCACACAUUACCACCACAAAAUGAAUGAAUAAUACUACUUUAAUGAUACUGAAUAGAAACCACUGAACAAUAAUAACGCCAUAGAAUGACCAUAUAGUGGAAGAUAUCAAUUCUAUGCAGGAGCUCUUCAGACUGUAUAAGCGAUUACACCAAACGUAUAUUCUUUUACGCACAGGUGAUUUUUUUUUUCUUUUUUUAAAUAGUAGUUUUUGCCUUUUUUUCUUCUUUUGGUCCAGACUGUCACGAAGACUUCUUCCAGCCUUGACUAGCCUCUAUAGAGUUUUCCAUACAAACAUCUUAGUCUACGUUCACACUGCAGAAUAUCAGAGUGGAAUUCCGCUCGGAUAUUCCUGUGCAACAACUAUUGUGUAGUCCUAGUGCUGAUGGACUUUGACGGCAGCCAACACACUCAGAAUACUCUGUAGUGUAAUUAUACCCUAAGGCCUCGUUCACAUUGCUGUUCGCAUCUGACCUGUUAAGAGCCCGAUCGGCUCUUUCUUUUUUUGAGCUGAUCGGACCCUAAAAUGGGUCAUAUGCAAACAGCUACUAUCACUUGCAUGGGGGCCAUCGUUGAUCGGUAAUUUUACAGGAAUUUAGCAGGGAAAAAAAUAGUGCUUGCACUUUUUUUCUCCACUAAACUCCCAUUCUUCUGGACGGAUUGCCAACUGAAUUCUGAAUAGCGGAGUCUGACGGCAAUGUGAACAAAGUCUAAGGGUCUUCGGUUUUUUAGCACCCUCUAUACAAACUCCCUAUCUAGUAUGCUUUAAAUGCAAAUCAUGCCCUCCUUGGUGCUCCACACAGGGCUAGUAGCCUUCUUUUGUGCCCUACACAGUAAUAGUGCUGCUCGUAGUACUUCACAAAUUAAUAGUGCCAUCAAACAGUAAUAUGGCCUCUUUUGGCCCUAACACCCUUAAAAUUCUACCCUUUGGGCCCCCAACACAGAUUUUAUUCCCCCUUUGCAAAGUUAUAUACUUUAGUAACAAUUGUCCUUCUUUGUGCCUCAUGAGUUGUAGUUUCUUUUGUACUCCUAUUUAGUAUUUAGGUACUUCCCCCCCUUAUAUCACUGAUAUUACCGCCUUUGUGCUAAAAAAAAAAAUGAGACACAACUAAUUUCCAUGCCAGGCAGCUUGUCUUCUUCCUGCUGUAUGCUGUCCUGUACAAGUGGCAUCAAGCAUUGACAUAAUCAUGCUGCCUGUGUUGGGAUAGUGACUUCCUUGGCAGCUCUCAACUUCUUGUAGGAUGCAAGCCUAAAGCCCACUGUGGCUUACAGGAGUCACUAAGAGUAUGGAUACUAAUGGAAGUUUCGCUUGCCAGGGAUCUAACACGUGUCCUGGAUUUCCAGUGCUGGCAAUUCUACUAAAUCAACUGCCAUUGUUACACCCCUCCCUGCAUAAUUUUAUACGCCAUACAAUGUUGUUCUCUGUCCCAGACUACACAAAUUUUAACCUACCCAGGACUCUGUCUGUUCCUUUCCUAAUAUAUCUAACCAAAGUACAAAGAACACACUGUUUGGUAUUCAUGACCCUAGUGAAAGAUCUUCCAGUGCCAAUAGUACCUGUUUAAUUUUCCCAGUUCUCCAAUACCAAUGUACUAUAGCAGGUAUGGUACUGGGUUCUGUCAGACAUAUCCUGGUGCAGUGCUGACAGCUAUAUUUACAGUAAUAAUAUAAAUCAGAAAUAAUUAUAGUGCUAUAUUUGAACUGGAAUUUGUUUCUAUGAACUAGCUACAGUAUGUACAGUCAUGGCCGUAAAUGUUGGCACCCCUGAAAAUUUUCAAGAAAAUGAAGUAUUUCUCACAGAAAAGGAUUGCAGUAACACAUGUUUUGCUAUACACAUGUUUAUUCCCUUUGUGUGUAUUGGAACUAAACAAAAAAAGGGAGGAAAAAAGCAAAUUGGACAUAAUGUCACCCAAACUCCAAAAAUGGGCUGGACAAAAUUAUUGGCGGCCUUAACUUUGCACACACUUUGGCAAAAAUAACUGAAAUAAUUCGCUUCCUAUAACCAUCAAUAAGCUUCUUACAGCUCUCAGCUGGAAUGUUUGACCACUCUUCCUUUGCAAAAUGCUCCAGGUCUCUUAUUGGAAGGGCGCCUUUUCCCAACAGCAAUUUUAAGAUUUCUCCACAGGUGUUCAAUGGGAUUUAGAUCUGGACUCAUUGCUGCCACUUCAGAACUCUCCAGUGCUUUGUUGCCAUCCAUUUCUGUGUGCUUUUUUACGUAUGUUUGGGGUCAUUGUCCUGCUGAAAGACCCAAGAUCUCGGACGUAAACCCAGCUUUCUGACACUGGGCUGUACAGUGCGAACCAAAAUCCAUUGGUAAUCCUCAGAUUUCAUGAUGUCACAUUCAAGGCACCCAGUGCCAGAGGCAGCAAAACAACCCCAAAACAUCAUUGCACCUCCACCAUAUUUCACUGUAGGUACUGUGUUUUCUUUGUAGGCCUCAUUCCGUUUUCUGUAAACAGUAGAAUGAUGUGCUUUACCAAAAAGCUCUAUCUUGGUCUCAUCUGUCCACAAGACGU